AUGAGUGAUGCUGAGUCAGACGUUGAGCCAAGUAAAAAGACGACGAAGAGGAAGGUUGUAGAUAGUUCGUCAGAGAGUGAGACUGCGACGCCAAAGAGUCCCAAGACGAAGCGAACAAAGUCACCACCAAAGAAGCAGGCAAAGACGACGAAGCGGAGUAUCAUCGAAACCACCAACGAUUCCAUUGAUUCCGCCAUUUCUGUCUCCAAGGCCGCAGCGAAGGAAGACGCAGCUACACCCGAAGCUGAAAGCGAGGUCUCGGAUAAGGAGGCGGAUGUGCCUGAUGCCGUUGCAAAAAAAGCAGCCGAAGAGAUCAAGGCUUUCAAGCCGGCCGAGAAGACCAAGGACUGGGAGAAGGAGGGUGUGCCAUAUGCCGCGCUCUGCGCGACGUUCGAGAAGAUCGAGUCUACGACGAAACGUUUGGAGAUCUUGUCCUAUACUUCCAAAUUCUUCCGGACCGUCAUUGCUGCUAGCCCAGGAAGUUUGUUACAAGUUGUCUACCUAACCAUCAACCGCAUUGCGCCAGACUACGAGGGCGUCGAGUUGGGUAUUGGCGAAGGAUUACUGAUCAAGGCGAUCUCUGAGGCGACAGGAAGGAGUAUCGCCCAGGUCAAACAAGACUACCAAGAAACUGGCGACCUCGGCACCGUCGCUCAAAGAUCCAAAGGCAUGCAACCAACAAUGUUCAAGCCGAAACCCCUAACCGUUCCCUCCGUCUUCUCCAACCUGAAAGAAAUCGCGACAACCUCCGGACAGUCAUCACAAGCGAAAAAGAUCGGCAUCAUUAAGAAGUUGUUAAGUUCAUGUCAGGGAAAUGAGGCGAAGUACUUGAUUAGGAGUUUGGAGGGCAAGUUGAGAAUUAGGUUGGCAGAAAAGACGGUGUUGACGGCGUUGGCGCAGGCUGUCGUUGCGAGUGAGGCAGAUAAGAAGGGGAAGAUUGCGAAGACGGAGGAUAUUGUCCAAGGUGAGGAUACGCUGAAGACGGUCUUUUCCAACCUUCCGUCGUAUGAUAUCAUCGUUCCAGAACUUCUGAAUAAUGGAGUCAACGGCCUUGGGGAUAGGUGUACUCUUACCCCAGGAGUGCCGUUGAAGCCUAUGUUGGCGAAGCCUACGAAGGCGAUCACGGAAGUUCUGGACAGAUUCGAGAACCAGAAGUUCACGUGUGAGUAUAAAUACGACGGUGAGCGUGCACAGAUCCACCUCACCCCUGACGGCAAAUCCAAAGUGUACUCUCGUAACAGUGAGGACAUGAGUGGUCGCUACCCUGAUAUCGUGUCGCGGUUGGAGAGAGUUGUGAACGAUGCCACAAAGAGCUUCGUGUUGGAUUGCGAGGCUGUUGCGUGGGAUAUUCAGGAGAAGAAGAUUCUGCCGUUUCAGGUGUUGAGUACGAGGAAGCGGAAGGAUGUGCAAGAAGCGGAUGUCAAGAUCAAGGUUUGCGUGUUUGCGUUUGACUUACUUUACCUUAAUGGCGAGAGUCUUCUGACGAAAUCAUUGUCGGAGCGGAGAACGAAGAUGCACGAGGCGUUCCAGGAGGUCGAGGGAGAGUUCUUGUUUGCAAAGUGGAUGGAUGGACAGAGUAUCGAGGAGAUCCAAUUUUUCCUGGAUGAGUCUGUCAAGGACUCUUGCGAAGGUCUUAUGGUCAAGAUGCUCGAGGGACCUGAGUCCGGGUACGAGCCUUCUAAGCGUUCUCGAAACUGGCUGAAGAUCAAGAAGGAUUACCUCGCCGGUGUUGGAGACUCCCUAGAUCUAGUCGUCCUCGGCGCAUACCACGGACGCGGAAAGAGAACGAAUGUGUAUGGUGCGUUCUUGCUCGGCUGCUACAACCCCGAAGCCGAACAAUGGGAAUCGAUCUGUAAGGUCGGAACCGGCUUCUCCGAAGAAGACCUCGAAAACCACCACAAGGUCCUCAAAGAGCACGUCAUUGUCAAACCGAAGGGAUACUACUCUGUCGCUGAUAGCGGUCCCAACAAACCAGAUGUAUGGUUCGAGCCACGAGUCGUUUGGGAGCUCUUGACGGCUGAUUUGUCGUUGUCACCGACGUAUAAGGCUGCCAUCGGAAUGGUGAAUGCGGAAAAGGGAAUUUCAUUGCGAUUCCCGCGAUACUUGAGGGUCAGAGAUGACAAGAAGCCGGAGGAGGCGACGACAAGUGAGCAGGUUGCGGAGAUGUACCGUGCCCAAGCUAGCACGCAGAAGGCUUCUGGAGGUGGAGCAGGCGGCGUAGAUGAUGAUUUUGAGUAUUAG
Molecule: messenger RNA, 2241 nt
Organism: Saitoella complicata NRRL Y-17804
Lineage: Eukaryota; Fungi; Ascomycota; Saitoellomycetes; Saitoellales; Saitoellaceae
Product: DNA ligase
Exons: 1
Coding region: 1-2241 (746 amino acids)
Biological process (GO): DNA biosynthetic process; DNA recombination; Okazaki fragment processing involved in mitotic DNA replication
Cellular component (GO): nucleus; mitochondrion
Molecular function (GO): ATP binding; DNA ligase (ATP) activity; DNA binding
Source: RefSeq, a predicted model, not a curated record